AUGCAUGCAUGUGAGGCGGCGGUCAGGUGUCGUGCUGUUGGCAGGCGCUGGGCACAGUGCCAGUGGAGCGGGGCUAUUAUUGGAGCGGAGGAGGCAGCAGACCCCGCAGACACAUCUCCAGGUGGAGGCGUCAUCCUGUAUGCUGGUUCCACUGGCAGUUUGAGCCCCAGUCCAGGCAGCCCUUCCAGCGGAUAUCAGACCCAGUCACCCUCUUCACACUCUCAACCCUCAUCUCCUGAGGAGGUGACCUUCACAGAAAUUGGGGCUCUGAAGCAGAGGACAGUGGGGUGCAGCUCCACUACCUCCAAGUUGGUUUUCCAGUUCCCUGAAGUAUGCAGCGUCUCCCAAGCAGCAGCGCCAGCAACUUCUCAGCACACAUAUGCACAUCCCAUUGCUGCAAAGAGGCCAUGUGGGUUUCCUGGCACAAUCACAAAGACAGGGGGAAUGGUGCUUCUCUGCAAAGUUUGUGGGGACAUUGCUUCUGGUUUUCACUAUGGAGUACAUGCAUGUGAGGGUUGCAAGGGUUUUUUUCGUCGUAGUAUUCAGCAGAACAUCAACUACAAGAUGUGCGUAAAGAAUGAAAACUGUCUGAUCAUGCGAAUGAACAGGAACCGCUGCCAGCACUGCCGUUUUAAGAAGUGCAUCUCUGUUGGCAUGUCCAGAGAUGCUGUACGUUUUGGUCGCAUCCCCAAAAGAGAGAAGCAGCGGCUACUAGAUGAGAUGCAGAGCUACAUGAACAGUCUAAAUGAGUCAGCUGGCAUAGCCAUGGAAUCCUCCUCGGUGAGAGAGAUUGCCCCAAACACAGAUGAAGGUAACUCCAAAGAGGCAAUAGGAGCCAUUUCAAGAGCCUACCAUGACAUCUUCACCACCAGUAACAACAGCUGCCAAGAAAGAGCCACUAAGAGAGCACACAUCUCCAACAACAAUAACUGCCCUUCAUUUUCUCAGGAGGGUGGCUUCCUUCAGGUCUCCACUACUCAGAGUUAUCAGUACAGUUCUGAAGCUUGUCCCACUUCAUGUCCCAUUGCUCCCAAUAGCAACCUACCAACAUUCCACACCAGUGUGGACAAUAGUCACUGCACAUAUGCAUUGCCAACAAAUCAGAGCCAGCACCAGACUAACCAGCACAGUUACUCCAAUGAAAGAAAGACAAACCUCACGUCCUGCCCAUGGAAGUUAGCACCAGGUGCUAAAGUAUUGGCCUGUCCUCUCAAUGCAUGUCCUAUAACAGGGGCAGAACGCUCCAAUCAGGAGAUUUGGGAAUCCUUCUCUAAUUGUUUCACUCCAGCAGUAAAAGAGGUGGUAGAGUUUGCCAAAGGCAUCCCAGGAUUUCAAGAGCUCAGCCAGCAAGACCAAGUCAUGUUGCUCAAAUCUGGUACUUUCCAGGUUCUGAUGGUGCGGUUUUGCACCUUGUUCAAUUCUGAAAAACGUACAGUGACUUUCCUAAAUGGUCAAACUUACCCCUUGUCUAUCCUCCGGGGCCUGGGUAUGGGUUCGUUGCUGGAUGCCAUGUUUGAAUUCAGUGAGAAGUUGGGGUCUUUGGGCCUGGAGCCUGAUGAAAUGGCCCUCUUCAUGGCUGUAGUGCUGGUCUCUGCAGACCUUUCUGGGAUCUCAAACAUGCAGGCCGUGGAGCAACUGCAGGAGGGUCUGAUUCGAGCUCUGCGCUCACUUAUCACUCGCCGGCGUCCAGAUGACAUUGGCCUCUUUUCCAAACUUCUUCUUCGUCUGCCUGACCUGCGCACACUUAAUAAUCUGCACUCUGACAAAUUGCUGGCUUUCCGCAUUGAUCCUUAAACAAAGAAACUUAUGCUCUUACUUUAACGAACAAGUGGAUCUGAAGGAGUUGAGUUGUUCUCAACCUUAGGAUACUUGUUUCACUCAAACAUUGCACAAAACUGCUGCACCUUCAUACAACUACAUGUUGAUGAAGCAGUUUGACAGGUCUUUGUGUAAACCUUUGAAGACCAAAAUCCAGCUGACUUCAGCUUACUCCUUUUAUUUCUUGUAACAUACUGUAUUAAAUGUCAGCAAGCAGCAACAUACAAGUUUAAGGGACCGCUGUUGUGUCAUAGGAUAAGGGAACCUGUAAAUGCAAACCUAAAUGUAAGGUAUUGUAUGUUUUAUGCCAUUUUGCAUUAUGAACUUGCACUAUAAUUUUAGUGUGUCAUUUUAGCAGAAGUUACCUUCAGUAAUCUUUUCCUGUGGUGUAGAACAGAUUGAAAGUCUUGGGGUUCAUGUGAAGAGAACAAUUAAGCAUUUUUCUCCCACACAGUAUGUGCUGCAGAGAACACAUGCAUGCUGCAUUUUGUAGUUAUUUUGUUCUGUUUAUGUAAAUAUAUCAUAUAUGUUUAUGACUGCAAUCAUGUGAAAGAUUGUUUCAGUUUUGUGAAAAGAGCAAUGUAUGACCUUUAUUGUAUAAGAUGAGGGUUAGGUCAUGGGAUCUUUGUGUAGUGGACUACUGUAGUGACUCUGAGAUGACUUAUUUAAGCUUAUACCAGCACACUCUCAGAAAUCAACAGAUUCCACAUAACCCUCCUCUGGCCCCAUUGUUUGUCAUACAAACACAAUGUGUAUUUAUGCAGAGAUUUUCCUUGAUGGAUCCUCUU
Messenger RNA from Boleophthalmus pectinirostris (great blue-spotted mudskipper), 2606 nucleotides. Its product is annotated as nuclear receptor subfamily 1 group D member 2-like. Gene Ontology annotation, molecular function: RNA polymerase II cis-regulatory region sequence-specific DNA binding; nuclear receptor activity; zinc ion binding. Lineage: Eukaryota; Metazoa; Chordata; Actinopteri; Gobiiformes; Gobiidae. The record is from RefSeq and is a predicted model, not a curated record. Gene Ontology annotation, biological process: hormone-mediated signaling pathway; negative regulation of transcription by RNA polymerase II; positive regulation of transcription by RNA polymerase II. The coding region runs from base 1 to 1794 and encodes 597 amino acids. The transcript has 8 exons.